CCACUAGCGUCAUCAGUCAGCGUUGGGUGUCCUGAGUUCUGUUGCUCCCACCACACUGCAGUUCAUCUACAGUUCACAGCGGUUCACCAAUAAAUGCUGGAAUGUUCCUAUUAGCCUAAAAUGUGAAGAAGAUAAAGUUUGUGAAAGAAAAUUGAAAUCAUGAAUGACCCAGAGCCCUGCGGAAUAAAACAGGAAGAUAUUGAACAACAAAUAGACCUGAUUGAAGAGAACAAGGAGAUUGAAGAGCUCAUUGAAGCGGGGGAUAAUCAGGUCAAAACUGAAGAUACAUCAUGGAGUCCCUCAUUGAAAAACGACAAUAUAUGUUUCACUUGCCCUCAGUGUGGAAAGAGUUUCUCAUGCAAGCAAAAUCUUGACCUUCACAUAAAAUUUCACCGUGGAGGGAAGCCAUAUGCAUGUGAUGAGUGUGAGAAGAUUUUCACAAUAAAAGGAAACCUCACUGAACACAUGAAAAUUCACACUGCAGAGAAACCACAAACAUGUGACCAGUGUGGGAAGAGUUACCCACAAAAACGAAACCUUGAGGAACAUAAGAAAAUCCACACUCUGGAAAGGCCAUACAAAUGUGAUGAAUGUGGGAAGAGUUUCCCAUAUAAAGGAAACCUUGAUGAACAUAUGAGGACCCACACAGGAGAGAAGCCGCACAAAUGUGAUCAAUGUGGGAAGAGCUUUGCACAAAAAGGAAACCUUAACGUACACAUGAAAAUCCACACUGCAGAGAAGCCAUACACUUGUGAUCAGUGCGGGAAGAGUUUCACACAAAAAGGAAAUCUUAAUGAACACUUGAAAGUCCACACUGGAGUGAAGCUGUACACAUAUGAUCAGUGUUUAAAGAGUUUCACACAAAACGUGCCUUUUAAUGAUCACAAGAAAGCUGCAGAGAAGCUGCACACGUGUGAUCAAUGUGGGAAGAGUUUUUCACAAAAAGGAAACCUUAAUGAACACAUGAAAGUCCACACUGGGGAGAGACCAUUUGCAUGCGAUCAAUGUGAGAAGAGAUUCACACACAAAGGUAACCUCAAUGAACACUUGAAAAUCCACACUGGGGAGAAGCCGUAUGCAUGUGAUCAGUGUGGGAAGUGUUUUGCACAUAAAACAAACCUUAACGAACACAUGACAAUUCACACUGGAGAGAAACCACACACUUGUGCUCAGUGUGGGAAGAGUUAUGCACGAAAAGGAGCCCUUAAUGAUCACAUGAAAAUCCACACUGGAGAGAAUCUGCACAAGUGUGAUCAAUGUGGAAAGAGUUUCAGAAAGUCGGGCGUUUUUAAAGUACAUCUGCUUACUCAUUCUAGAGAAAGAGUAUUUAGCUGUGAUCAAUGCGGUAAAAAGUUCUUUAGGGCAGAUUUCCUGAAGGAUCACUUGAGAGUUCAUACUAAGGAGAGGCCUUAUGUAUGUUCUUUGUGUGGAAAGGGUUUUAGACAGAUGGGUACUUUAAAAAUACAUCAGAAAAGACACAGUGGUGUGAAGGAUCAUGUUUGCUCUGAGUGUGGGAAGACUUUUUUUACAGAUGGUGCACUGAAAGUGCACCAGUCAGUUCACACUAGAGAAACACCUUACAAGUGUUCACACUGUGACAAGAGCUUCAAACGGUCUGAAUAUCUAAGAAUACAUGAGAGGAUCCAUACUGGGGAGAAGCCAUAUCACUGCCCACCAUGUGGGAAAAGUUUCACUCAUUUUUCUUCUCUAACCAGUCAUAAAAAGAAAUGCAUGUCUGAAAUUACAGCAAGUAGUUCGAGUUCUGACCUGUAAGACCACAUCAAACAAUUCAAUUGCUAAUUUAUUUAUCAAAGAUUAUUAAUGAACUGAUUGUUGAUUAUUUCAGAUGAAUAUUUUUUCCUAUUAAUCAUUUUAUUAACAUUAUUAUUUUGCAAUUCUAUAUUUUAAUAUUUUUUACUCUUUUAGUUAUUACCUUUCUCUCGCAAUGCUUGCUAUUGUAAGAGAUAAGAGAGGUUUUUAACGUUGCAGGACAAUGUUGCAAAGCAGUGCUCUUAUUGUUUUUGGUAUAAUAGCACUUGUUGGAUUUGUACUGGCCAGACUAAGUCUGAGCUUUUAGACACUGGCAUUAUAAUAAAGUCUGAGCAUUGAAACAUACACAACUAUGAUUGUUCAAUAAACUCUGGUCUUUGUAUUGUCAUCACUCUGUCUCCUGUUUCAGCUCUUACCUGUCUUUCUCAGUCAAACUUUCAGGCUGAUAGAAGAGGGUUAAUAAAGUUUUGGGUACCAGACAAAUCUUUCUUUUCAGAGGUUUUGCUAGUUUUGAACACCAGACAAAAUAAAAUAAGAUAUUUUCUGACAGGGAUCCGGCAUCAGA
Labeo rohita (rohu) is the source of this 2335-nucleotide messenger RNA. Its product is annotated as gastrula zinc finger protein XlCGF57.1-like. The record is from RefSeq and is a predicted model, not a curated record. Bases 160 to 1773 code for a protein of 537 amino acids. Lineage: Eukaryota; Metazoa; Chordata; Actinopteri; Cypriniformes; Cyprinidae. The transcript is spliced from 3 exons.